Scomber japonicus (chub mackerel) is the source of this 1706-nucleotide messenger RNA. RefSeq names its product ornithine decarboxylase antizyme 1b (gene oaz1b). Gene Ontology annotation, biological process: positive regulation of protein catabolic process. The record is from RefSeq and is a predicted model, not a curated record. NCBI's taxonomy places the organism in Eukaryota, Metazoa, Chordata, Actinopteri, Scombriformes, Scombridae. Gene Ontology annotation, cellular component: nucleus; cytoplasm. Gene Ontology annotation, molecular function: ornithine decarboxylase inhibitor activity.
GCUUCGCCCGAUCAUUACACAGCAGAGCAUAGCAGAGAGCAGUCAGCCCGUCGUGUCUCUACCCGAGGCCGGAUGGUAAAAUCCAACCUCCAGCGGAUCCUAAACAGUCAUUGCUUUGCUCGCGAGAAAGAGGGAAAACAGCAGUCUUAUACAAACAUGGCGGAUUUAAGUAGUGGCAUUUGUGACAUGAUUGGGAAGUUGUCCCUGCACUGUAGUAGUACCCGCGGCCCGGGGCCUCUGUGGUGCUCCGAUGCCCCUCUCCCACCCCUGAAGAUCCCAGGUGGGCGAGGGAAUGGCACACGGGAUCACACUCCUUCAGCUCGGCCAAUCUACUCAGACCGAAAGCUGACUGUAACGGAGGAGCCAGCAGGUAAUGGUCGCCCCGGGAUACUCCACUUCCAAAGUCGUCCCACUGUCACCAAGACAAUACAGUGGGAUGCUGUCCUAAGCAGCAGCGCUCUCUACGUGGAGAUACCUCUUGACCCGCUUCCUGAAGGCAGCAAGGAGAGUUUUGCGGCUCUCCUGGAAUAUGCUGAAGAACAUCUGAAAGUCGUUAGCGUGUUUGUCUGCUUUUACAAGAACAGAGACGAUCGUGCUAAACUGGUGCGUACAUUCAGUUUCCUGGGCUUUGAGAUUGUGAAACCGGGCCAUGCCCUCGUCCCACCUCGACCCGACGUUCUCUUCAUGGCCUACAAUUUCGACAGGGACUCCUCGGACGAGGAGUAGCCCUCUGGACAGCCUCUCCGCCCCGCUUAACACCCCCCCCCCCCUCCCUUUCCUUCCCAUAUGUUUGUCUAUCCCAGCUUUCUCAUACACCACCGUCUUUGUUAUAUUCUCAGCGGUAGCUCCUUGUAUGCAAGUAUUCACUUCCCCGAUGCUUUUUGUGUUCAAGGGAAUACUUAAGAUGUGCAUCUCCUGAUUUCCACCGUCUAUGUUUGUGUGUUUUUGUUAUACUGUUUUCUUCGACGAUUAAUUGGUGUUGUCACCUAUAAAGGAGGGAAUCGUUUGUUUUUUUUGGACUUACAAUCAUAUUGCAGUUGUUGUAGCUAUAAGUACAGUUUAAUUUCCAUUUGUUGCUAUUUUUUGUUUGUUUCCUUUUUAAUGAUAGAUUAAAGUGGAGGAUUCUUCUUUUCUUGAAUGUACAACAAAAAAGGUCAUCAGGUUUACACUCGGGUACUCCAGCUUUCUUUUGAUUGGCUAAAUAGCGACUUAAAAUUAGUCUCUGAAAUGAAUUACAAAUACAUUUCAGCGGGACCAGUUAUUUUCUAGCACUAACAUCACUCUUAAAAGUGUUAUGAUUCUUUGAAAUGAGCAACAGCCCCAAUAAUUGGUACUUGAUAGCUUAAAUAGUGAAUCUAUUUAGAGGUUGAGUGAAAAGGUGAACGCUGUUGCAUGUGUCUGAUGUAGGCGUUUCAGUUUCAAGUGAGAGAUCCUUGUGAAGAGUGUAUUGGUACAAAGUGAAAGGAAAGUGAAUAAUCCAAAGUGCUUUUGCUUCUUUCUGCCAUUUAUAUCUGACUAUAUUGUAGUUUUUUGAGGUUGGAAAAUAAAUGCUGUGAUGUUAUGAUUGGAUUUUAUUUUAUUUUUAUUUUAUUUUUUUGGAUUAGCAUUCCUUUUAACUUUUUUUUCAUGAUAGUAUUGAGUUUGUUGUUCACCUACAUAGUGGUACCUGUUGUGCUUCUGUGAUAAUAAAACAAACAAACAAAACA